Messenger RNA from Ylistrum balloti, 963 nucleotides. RefSeq lists its product as uncharacterized. The coding region runs from base 1 to 963 and encodes 320 amino acids. The transcript is spliced from 2 exons. Lineage: Eukaryota; Metazoa; Mollusca; Bivalvia; Pectinida; Pectinidae. The record is from RefSeq and is a predicted model, not a curated record.
AUGCCUUCAAAGAAGGAACGAUUACAGGUUCUGUCCCAAAUAUGGGCAACACCCACCCCAUUUGAUAUAGAUUUUUUCGACAAGGGGAAUGAAGUUGUUGUUGUGACAUCAUACAAGGGAGAUGUGACAUCAUGGUGGUUAAGAGUGUUUAAGGCCCUAUACCCUGAUCAGGUAUACAGGGAAAAAGCAGACAUCACUAAGAUCAAACCAUCAGACGGUGUGACACUUAAAGUCAACAAGCGCACAGGGAUUAUGAAAGUUGGUGGCAAGAACCACUGGCGAUGGAUGGUGGACAACUUCUCGGAGGUGUUGGACCAGGGUAACGCUGAUGCUCAGGAACUAGAGGAACAGCAGUCAGUAGCUGAUUCUGUUACGCGGUACCUUCAGCUCGACAAGAAUGUGGAGGAGGUCCAGGAUUUGCUUGACAUGAUACCAGAGGGAGGGGGCAUCAUGCAGCAUGACUUUAUCAUGCGACUUUGGAAGAGUUUGAUAGAUGAUUGGUUUGGAUGUGGAGCCACGCUGUACAUUGUAACACCUCGUAUUGAUGAGGAGAGACUUUUCCAAAUUUUCCUUCUGAUGAUUCGUAACAAAGGAACUGCAUUUAAUGUGACCUUAGUUACUCCUGAGAAAUCGCCCGAAGGUGAAAAAUUCAAGAAAACACUCUCAGUUACUCAGAGGAUGAUGAAAAAGACGCGGACACCAAGAUCACAGAAGAGGUUAGUGUCGGAUGUCAAGAUGCAAUGGGCAAUGGAAAAUCUAAAUGUACACAAUGAAAAUUUCUCCACGAACUUCAUAGCUGCCUAUAAAGAUGAUGAGGCAGAAGUACUGACCACUACAGCACACUUUCAUAAGAGUCACUUCCAUACCAACCAGAAGGACAAUGUGUGUUACAACAAACUCAGUACCCAGGACCUCAAGAGGAAUUACCUGUUUCCUUUAGGAGUGACCACAGUUAACUACUGA